ACCCGGAAAACUUCAAAGGAUAGGCCUAUUGUUUGGGUUUUGAUGUUGAACCAUACCAUCACGUGACCCUGACCGUGCACACAUUUCAAACAAAAUGGCGGACGACCAUAACAAUUUUGUAUUUGGAGGAGAUUUAGAAGCAAUCCUUGAUGCUUUAGAGGCCGACGAAGACAUAGAACAGGAAUUUAUGGAAGCUGUAGAUGAUGUAGAAAAGAUCGAAGUUGUUUGCGAACUUUGUGGUAAAAAGUGCAAAAGCAAGCGUGGUCUGAAACGACAUAAGACAAUGAAACACAAGGAAUUAAUCGAGGAACCAGUUGUCCAAAACUCAGUGGAAACUUCCGUCGGAGAAACAAUCAGAGCUGCAGACAAAUCGCUAACAACAGAUGACCUGGUAGUUAUGGUUGAACAAGUGAAGUUAAAACUCUCUAAUACCAUGGUCUAUCAAGAAAAUAUUAGAGAAGAGUUAAAGGCAUAUACUUUCGUAAGGCCUAGAGAAGAUUCGAAAGAACUUGGAGUUUUAAAAGAAGCCUACGAUGGAUUGCUGAAAAAUGGGAAUCAUGAAAAGUUUUACAGCAAGUACUACUCACAAAUUCCCUUACAUGCUGUCAAGUAUUUUCCAGGGCUGUCAAGAAAUGCAGCAACAUUGCUGUGCACUAAGCUUGCUGAUAGAAUGGUGUCAUUCAGUAGAGAAAAGUUAUUGUCUACUGUAAAGGGAAAUCAGGUUAAGUUAUCUUUACCUGAGAAAGAAUUGGCUGGUCUGCAAUAUCUAGGAGGCUAUGUUUUACAUAAUCUGCACAACAAAAUAGCAAAAUCAAAGAAAAGUGAACUUUCUGAGAGCCAGCAAGCCAUGUCCUUUUUAAAAGCAGGAAAAGCAGUCAACCAAACUGAAAAAAUCUCUCUAACUUUGACAGCAUCUUUGGAUCGUGGAGGUUUAUGGACUAUUUCAGGUGAUGCUCAGGAAAUUUUCUUGAGAACAGAGCAUUAUUUUAGAGUUAAUACUUCGAAUGCUGGAUAACAACGCAUCAACAUAGCUGAAAUAGUGGAUAAAUGUUUUCAUGAUGAGGAAAUACUAUCUAGUUGUAACUCAUUAUUAUACAACUCUCAACUGAAAGGAGAUAAGAAGGUUGUAAAGGAUGUUCUCCAUAGCAUUUUAGGCUUAUAUGUAAGGGUUCGAUCAUUCUCUUUUGCUAAAGAUAUAAUUGAAAAACAUGAGAUAAAGACAAAGCAGAACAAGGCAAAAGGCCUCAGAAAGGAAAUUAAGAGGAGUACCCAAGAACAGGACAUACCAAGAGGUCCUUGAGAGUACACAAAAUACUCCCCACCCUUGUUUAGAUUAGAAAGAUUAGAAAUGGUUUUUCAUUUAAGAAAACUAUUUAAUGUUAUUUUCAAAUACUUCUGAUACUUACAUUUUCACAUUGCCAAUGACAAGUAAUUCAUAGCACAAUUUCAAUUCUAAAUUGAUAUUAAAUAUUUCAUUCUUGAACAAAACUAUACCUGUUUUGUAAUGUCUCUUAGGAAUCUUGUCUAUGCUAUAUUUCUGAAUUAAUAUUCCUAAGAUAAGACAGUUUUCAAUUUAACCUAUGAAAGAAAAAGAACUUUUCUUGCCCUGAUGCAACAACACAUAACAGAAUGAAUUUUUACAGGAUUACUAGAUUCCAGGUGAUCUUUCUAGUGCUGGUAUUUUUGUUUAGUUUUCACAAUUUGCAAACUAAUUUUUUUUCAGGCUCAAGAACACAGAACAUGACAACUGAGAAUAAAAGUCAUUCUAGGAAAUGAGAUAAUUUUCCCCUUAUUUCAUUUUAAAUAGACACUGGACAGUGCUAGAAGAUUCUGUGUUCUAUACUUUUGAACUUGAAAGUUUUUUGAAAUUGAUUGUAUCUGGCAUUGGUGAAUGAUAGAGAACCAAUGGAGAUCAGUCGUGUAAUUUGAAGUACUCUAUUAUGUUACUGUUUCUGCAAUCAUAGUUAGUAGAGGGGGUUCCCUCUACUAACUAUGCUGCAAUAAACAACAAUAAAACAAUCCAGUGAUAUAAUCCUGAUGUUUAUA
Molecule: messenger RNA, 2046 nt
Organism: Stylophora pistillata
Lineage: Eukaryota; Metazoa; Cnidaria; Anthozoa; Scleractinia; Pocilloporidae
Source: RefSeq, a predicted model, not a curated record